AGAGAGAGAGAGAUGGGAUCCCUUUCAGUUCCCAACAAGCCGCAUGCGGUUUGCAUACCAUACCCAGCUCAGGGUCAUGUAAAUCCUAUGGUUAAAGUAGCGAAGCUCCUUCAUUACAGAGGCUUUCACAUCACUUUUGUCAACAGUAAGUACAACCAUAAACGCUUGCUCAAAUCCAGAGGUCCCAAUGCCCUUGACGGCUUGCCUGACUUCCGCUUUGAGACAAUCCCUGAUGGUCUUGCUGAGCCGGAUAUUGAUGCAACACAAGACAUACCUGCGCUCUGUGACUCCACUAGCAAGAAUUGCUUGGCCCCGUUCCGCCAACUUCUUGUUGAGCUCAACUCUUCCUCUGGUGUUCCACCUGUCACUUGUAUAGUCUCGGAUGGGGUAAUGUCUUUCACUCUCAACGCUGCUGAAGAGCUUGGAAUUCCUAAUGUGUUGUUUUGGACCACCAGUGCAUGUGGUUUCUUGGCCUAUAUGCAUUAUCGACGCCUUAUUGACCGGGGUUUUACACCAUUGAAAGAUGAGUCCUAUUUGAAGAACGGGUAUUUGGACACCGUUAUUGAUUGGAUUCCAGGAAUGAAAAAUAUCAGCAUAAGGGACCUUCCAAGCUUUGUCCGAACAACGGAUCGAAAUGAUAUCAUGUUAAAUUUCUUGGCGGCAGAGAGUGAGAAAGCUGCAAAAGCUUCUGCCGUUAUUGUGAAUACUUUUGAUGAAUUUGAGCAUGAUGUUGUCGAAGCUCUCUCGUCCAUGCUUCCUCGAAUUUACACCAUUGGACCUCUUCAUUUGCUUCUCAAUCAGAUUCCACAGACACAUUUAAACUCCAUUGGCUCCAAUCUGUGGAAAGAAGAGCCUGAGUGCCUCAAAUGGCUGGAUUCCAAAGAACCCAAAUCCGUGGUCUAUGUGAAUUUUGGCAGUAUCACAGUCAUGACAGCGCACCAACUCGUUGAGUUCGCUUGGGGUCUGGCUAAUAGCAAGCAAACCUUCUUGUGGAUCAUUAGACCUGAUUUAGUGAGGGGUGAUUCGUCCAUACUGCCCCCAGAGUUCCUUGAAGGAACUAAGGAGACAGGUUUGAUGGCGAGUUGGUGCCCGCAAGAGAAAGUGCUAAACCACCCCGCAAUCGCAGGUUUCUUGACACACAGCGGAUGGAAUUCAACCAUUGAAAGCAUUGGAAGUGGGGUGCCUAUGAUUUGUUGGCCAUUUUUCGCCGAGCAACAAACAAAUUGUAGAUUUGCUUGCACUGAAUGGGGUGUUGGCAUGGAAAUUGACAAUAAUGUGAAGAGAGAUGAAGUAGAGAAGUUAGUGAGGGAAUUGAUGGAAGGAGAAAAAGGUAAGGAGAUGAGAAACAAAGCCAUGGAGUGGAAGAAAAAAGCAGAGGAAGCCGCCUGUCUGAAUGGCUCAUCAUUCUUGAAUUUGGAAGAACUGAUCAAGCAGGUGUUGCUGAAGUAA
This is a messenger RNA of Durio zibethinus, 1449 nucleotides long. RefSeq names its product 7-deoxyloganetin glucosyltransferase-like. Gene Ontology annotation, molecular function: quercetin 3-O-glucosyltransferase activity; quercetin 7-O-glucosyltransferase activity. Lineage: Eukaryota; Viridiplantae; Streptophyta; Magnoliopsida; Malvales; Malvaceae. The record is from RefSeq and is a predicted model, not a curated record.